GCGCCUCCUCCCCGGGCAGGGGGACCUGGCAGGAGGGCACUGGGCGUGCAGCCUCCUGCCCGCUGUGCUGGCCGGCCUUGCCCCGGGGGCCGCGCGGGGCGGAGACUGGGCGGCGGGGGCGGGCGCCAGUCUAGGUGGCAGAUCCGCGCGCAGCCCUCGCCAACCGAACCUCGCAGAGCAGCUGCCGCCACCGCGCGCCCCUGGCUCGGCCGCAGUGGCCUCUGGCCGGGUCUCCAGGGGGCAGCGACUCCGCACGCCGCAGGCUCCGGAAAGGAGACACCUGCAUUUGCCACAAUGCUCUCAUCCAGUGACUUUGCAUCUGCUUCUUGGGAGCUUGUGAUUCAAGUUGACCAUCCAAAUGAAGAGGAGCAGAAGGACAUCACACUGAGAGUGUCUGGAGACCUGCACAUUGGGGGAGUGAUGCUCAAGUUAGUGGAACAGAUCAACAUAGCCCAGGACUGGUCGGACUUUGCCCUUUGGUGGGAACAGAAGCACUGCUGGCUUCUGAAAACGCACUGGACCCUGGACAAAUGUGGGGUCCAGGCAGAUGCAAAGCUUCUCUUCACCCCUCAGCAUAAAAUGCUUCGCCUCCGCCUGCCCAACAUGAAGACAGUGAGACUGCGAGUCAGCUUCUCGGCCGUGGUCUUCAGAGCGGUCAGUGAUAUCUGCAGAGCCCUGAAUAUUAGAAGAGCAGAAGAAGUUUCCUUGUUAAAGCCUUCUGGUGAAUAUUUUAAAAAGAAGAAAAGAAAAGAAAAAAAUAAUAAGGAGCCCAUAAUUGAAGAUAUUUUAAGCCUGGAGUAUUCUCCAACAAAUUCAGGUCUACCAGUAAGUCCUGGCUUAUACAGUAGAACCGUGACCCCCACAUAUGACCCCAUCAAUGGUACGCCAGUGUCAUCCACAAUGACUUGGUUCAGUGACAGCCCUUUGACUGAACAAAACUGCAGUAUCCUUGCAUUCAGCCAGCCCCCUCAGUCACCAGAAGCUCUUGCUGACAUGUACCAGCCUCGGUCUCUGGUUGACAAAGCCAAGCUUAACGCAGGUUGGCUAGACUCCUCACGUUCCCUUAUGGAACAAGGCAUCCAGGAGGAUGAGCAGCUGCUGUUACGAUUUAAAUACUACACUUUCUUUGACUUGAAUCCCAAAUACGAUGCUGUCCGAAUAAACCAACUCUAUGAACAAGCCAGGUGGGCCAUUCUCUUAGAAGAAACUGACUGCACAGAGGAAGAAAUGUUGAUCUUUGCAGCACUACAGUAUCACAUUAGCAAACUGUCGUUGUCUACUGAAAUACAGGAUUUUACAAAUGAGUCUGAGGUCGAUGAAGUAGAAGCAGCACUUUCUAAUUUGGAAGUGACCCUGGAAGGUGGAAAAGCAGACAACACUUUGGAGGACAUUACUGAUAUCCCUAAACUUGCAGAUAAUCUCAGAUUAUUUAGGACCAAGAAGCUAAUAUUAAAAGCUUUCAAACAAUAUUGGUUCGUCUUUAAAGACACGUCUAUAGCCUACUUUAAAAAUAAGGAACUUGAACAAGGAGAACCAGUAGAAAAACUAAAUCUUAGAGGCUGUGAAGUUGUGCCAGAUGUAAAUGUAGCAGGGAGAAAAUUUGGAAUCAAGUUAUUAAUCCCAGUUGCUGAUGGUAUGAAUGAAGUAUAUCUGAGAUGUGACCAUGAGAGUCAGUAUGCCCAGUGGAUGGCUGCCUGCAUCUUGGCAUCAAAGGGCAAAACCAUGGCGGACAGCUCCUACCAGCCAGAGGUCCUUAACAUCCUUUCAUUUCUGAGGAUGAAAAACCGGAACUCAGCAUCUCAGGUGGCUUCCGGUCUUGAAAACAUGGAUAUGAACCCGGAAUGUUUUGUGUCACCUAGGUGUGCAAAAAAGCACAAGUCUAAACAGCUGGCAGCCCGCAUCCUGGAAGCCCAUCAGAACGUGGCCCAGAUGCCCCUGGUCGAAGCCAAGCUGCAGUUCAUUCAGGCAUGGCAGUCUCUACCUGAAUUCGGCCUCACCUACUACCUUGUCAGAUUUAAAGGAAGCAAGAAAGAUGACAUUCUGGGAGUUUCAUAUAACAGGUUGAUUAGAAUCGAUGCAGCCACUGGGAUUCCAAUUACAACAUGGAGAUUUACAAAUAUGAAACAGUGGAAUGUAAACUGGGAAAUCCGGCAGGUGGCGAUCGAAUUUGACCAGAACGUCUCCAUCGCAUUCACCUGCCUGAGUGCGGAUUGCAAAGUCGUGCAUGAGUACAUCGGCGGCUACAUUUUCCUGUCCACCCGCUCCAAGGACCAGAAUGAAACGCUCGAUGAGGACCUGUUCCACAAGUUGACGGGCGGCCAGGAGUGAGCAGAGCAGGCCUGCUGGGCCUACACAGAGGGCGGGCCUACCCGGACGUUGGGUCAACGGCCUGCACCAUGUGUACAUUCCAGGCUGACAGCGUAUAUUCACCACCGGACACCCAGACCCUCGCCUCAUUUGCAGCACCCUGCCUAGCACGUCCCUCUCCUCGCUCUGCCCUCUGCUACCCGCUGUGGAAGGGGCCUCAGUUAACCUCUUCUGUAACGCGGGGCGGAAGAGAGGACCCUGCUCGGCAUUACUCUAAGGCUCCGCGUGUAGCUAUGACCUGCAGAACCUGCAAGUGCAUGGCUAGAAGCUGUCCGUGUGCUUAUUUGCUUUGUUGCUAAGUCACAGGAAAGACAGGUUAAAAGCACAUAUAGCAAAGACAAAUCUUAUUCCCCAAACUCAGGUAUGAAAAGAAAUAUGUCUUUCCUUAACAGAAGUGCCUUUAACUACCAUCUUGUGAAAUGGCAUAGGGAACCCCUGAAUACACUUCUGUCCUGUAGGUCAAAGUCUGGGGGUGAAGGUCUGGGGAAAGGUGGGGUUACCUGGUACCGGUUGGCAACAAGGAGUCAGAGUAGUGGCCCUCAGUGUCAUUAGUCCUGAGUGACAUCUGCCAAGGUGACCAUUGACCCAUCUGGUCUUGAACAUUG
Messenger RNA from Kogia breviceps (pygmy sperm whale), 2972 nucleotides. It is a transcript of the gene FERMT1, whose product is annotated as FERM domain containing kindlin 1. Gene Ontology annotation, biological process: cell-matrix adhesion; integrin-mediated signaling pathway. NCBI's taxonomy places the organism in Eukaryota, Metazoa, Chordata, Mammalia, Artiodactyla, Physeteridae. Gene Ontology annotation, molecular function: integrin binding. The record is from RefSeq and is a predicted model, not a curated record. Gene Ontology annotation, cellular component: focal adhesion.